Messenger RNA from Chelmon rostratus (copperband butterflyfish), 3325 nucleotides. It is a transcript of the gene fzd3a, whose product is annotated as frizzled class receptor 3a. The record is from RefSeq and is a predicted model, not a curated record. Gene Ontology annotation, biological process: canonical Wnt signaling pathway; non-canonical Wnt signaling pathway. Gene Ontology annotation, molecular function: Wnt-protein binding; Wnt receptor activity. NCBI's taxonomy places the organism in Eukaryota, Metazoa, Chordata, Actinopteri, Chaetodontiformes, Chaetodontidae. The coding region runs from base 1 to 2046 and encodes 681 amino acids. Gene Ontology annotation, cellular component: plasma membrane. The transcript has 9 exons.
AUGUUUGCACUGUGGUCAGUGAGUGUACCCGGGCACAUCGGGAGCCACAGCCUGUUCACCUGCGAGCCCAUCACCCUGCGCAUGUGCCAGGGGCUGCCCUACAACUCCACCUUCAUGCCCAACGUACUGAACCAUUACGACCAGCAAACGGCCGCCCUCGCCAUGGAGCCGUUCCAUCCCAUGGUGAACCUGCAGUGCUCCCCGGAGCUCCGGAUGUUCCUGUGCGCCCUCUACGCCCCGUUGUGCACCGAGUAUGGGAGGAUCACUCUGCCCUGCCGCCGCCUCUGUCUGCAGGCCAAGAGCGACUGCUACAAACUCAUGGACAUGUUUGGCGUCAGCUGGCCGCAGGAGAUGGACUGCAACAGGUUCCCAGACUGUGACGAGUCCUAUCCCCGUCCUGUAGACCUCCUGUCCAGCUCAGACACAACCGAAUCCCCAAUCUCCGUCCAGCGGGACUACGGCUUCUGGUGUCCCAGAGAGCUCAAGAUCGACCCCGAGCUCGGCUACUCCUUCAUGGGGGUCCGCGACUGCUCCCCCCCCUGCCCCAACAUGUACUUCACACGCGAGGAGCUGACGUUCGCCCGCUACUUCAUCGGGGUGGUGUCCAUCGUCUGCCUGUCCGCCACCCUCUUCACCUUCCUGACUUUCCUCAUCGACGUGUCGCGCUUCCGCUACCCGGAACGUCCAAUUAUAUUCUACGCCGUGUGCUACAUGAUGGUGUCCCUGGUGUUCUUCCUGGGGUUUUUGUUGGAGGACAAAGUCUCCUGUAACGCAGCGAGUCCUGGCAAGUUUAGGGCUUCAACGGUGACACAAGGCUCCCAUAAUAAAGCCUGCACCCUUCUCUUCAUGGUGCUGUAUUUCUUCACCAUGGCCGGCAGCGUCUGGUGGGUCAUUCUGACCAUCACCUGGUUCCUGGCUGCUGUUCCCAAGUGGGGCAGUGAGGCAAUAGAGAAGAAGGCCCUGCUCUUCCACGCCUGCGCCUGGGGCAUCCCCGGCGUCCUCACGGUCACCCUGCUCGCCAUGAACAGGAUCGAGGGAGACAGCGUCAGCGGCGUUUGCUUUGUGGGGCUCUACAACUUGACGGCCCUGCGCUGGUUCCUGUUGGCCCCGCUGGGAUUGGACGUAGUGGUUGGCGUGGCACUGCUGCUGGCAGGCAUAGCAGCACUGAACCGCGUCCGCAUGGAGAUCCCACUGGAGAAGGAGAACCAGGAGAAACUGGUGAAGUUCAUGAUUCGUAUCGCCGUGUUCUCCGUGCUCUACCUGGUCCCCCUGCUGGCCGUUCUGGGCUGCUACCUUUAUGAGAACAGCUACCGAGCCAUCUGGGAGACGACCUGGGUCCAGGAGAAGUGUAAAGACUACCACAUCCCCUGCCCCUACCAGGUGGAGCGCACCAGUCGUCCAGACCUGGUCUUGUUCCUGAUCAAGUACCUGAUGAUGCUGAUCGUAGGAAUCCCCUCUGUGUUCUGGGUGGGCAGCAAGAAGACCUGCUUCGAGUGGGCCAGCUUCUUCCACGGCAAGAGACGCAAAGACGCAAUGGUGAACGAGAGCCGUCAGGUGCUCCAGGAGCCCGACUUCGCCCAGCUGCUGCUCAGGGACCCCAACACCCCCAUCGUGAGGAAGUCACGAGGCACGUCCACCCAGGGGACCUCCACCCACGCCUCGUCCACCCACCUGGCCAUGCUGGAUGAGCCGCCCAGCGCCAGCACCAGCCGGGCCGGCUCGGUCCGCAGCGCUCGCUCCAAGAUGAGCAGCUACCACGGCAGCUUGCACCGCUCCCGAGACGGCAGAUAUACAGCGUCCAGUUUCCGGGCCGUGGACGACCGGCUGCCAUACGGAAGCAUGUCUCGCCUCAACGACCAAUCGCAGUCCAGGCACUGCAGCACCAAUCGCCUGGACAGCCUGUCACGCCACGGCUCCACCCAGCGGCUGGAGACCCAGUCGCGGCACAGCAGCAUCAGGGACCUCAGCAGCGCCACCCAAGCUGUUCUCGGUGUCCCCGGAAACGGGAUCCACAGGGUCCUGGAGGAGGACGGAGCCACAGCCUGAACAGGAAGGCGGCUGUAAACCACUUUUCAUGGAUACUUCUGAAGAAGAUGUGACAGGAUGAGUAGAAGUGAAAGUAGGAAAGAUGAGUUUUCUUUUUCUAGAAGUUUAAGAAUGUGAGGAUCCUCAGUAAGUUGGACAGAGAGCGGAGUAGCAGCCACGUGAUGCUCCGGCUGACUGAUGGAGUUAGAAUAGGGCUACAGCCAGCCAAAUUAAGAGGACCGAGUGUGGAUCGAUGCCUUAAUAUGUCCUCUCAGCUUUACUCGACCUACUAGCUGAUCCCAAAAACUGAAGGUCACAAUGUCUUUCUGUCCAGUUUACAAAACUGUGAUGGAUUUCGUGGUCCUGAUGGCGACCUGUGGUUAGCUGACACUGGAAAAUGUUGACAGGCUUCACUGGCGGACCUACGUUACCGAGCCGGUCGAGAACAAAAUGUGACCAACGCUGACAGACAGCACUGGAUCGGUUUUUACUGUACGUGUUUGUAUGAAGGACUCUGAACAGGAUCUGAACGAUGGACCGUGGACAUCAUGAGCCUUCUCUUCUAGUCUGUGCUUUUAGCUCUCAGGAGGAUGGAAGCAGGGUACUUUUUUAAAAGGUUUACCAGCUACAUUUUUUGAACCUCUUCAGCUACUGACACCUCCCAUCAUUUUUUUAAAUGGUAACUCAGCCUUUUAAACCCCCCUUUAUAAAGGAAACUCUUCACCCCUGCUUUGAAACUCCAUGUUAAAGGUAACACAUUAGCAGUUUAAUGAACAAACACCCCCUGGCAGACACUACACGAGCUGUAAAUGACUCCUGAACUUUACAAAAGCCUUGUCUCAUUUGAAAAAGUGGUUUCCUUUUAUUAUUGAGUUAUUUCAUUGCUUCGGUGUAAUGAUGAGAAGAAAAAUGGACGUGUGGUUUGUCAGGAUGUGAAGGGCUGAAAUACAGGAAACAAGGUGAAUCUAAACUCCUGCCUUAUGACUGUGUUGAGACAGAAAGCUAAGCCAACUGUACAGACAGUGCGAUUACUCACAGAAUCAAAAACACAAGUAGACACAAACAUACAUACAUAUACAUACCCUAACCCACAGACAGCCAGUGUGUCUGUAGCUAGCCAGCUUGCAGCUAACAUACAGUUGGCUGGUUGGCGGUGGUAAACAGUUGGCUUCUCUUUCUGUCUGAACACACCUUUACAGUUUGAAUAGAUGAUAGUUCGCCCUAAGAGUCAAAUUCCAAGUAGUCUGUCCUGUUUAAGAACGUGUCCUUACUCGUAUAGCUACUGUAAAAUGUUAGACCG